AUGACUUCCUUCUUCACAGUCAACAACAACGUCUCGCUCGUCAGCAUCACUAUUGCUCCAAGCACGUAUCUUAUCACUGUUGCUCUGCUUCUUCUCUUUGCCAUUAUUUACAUCCCCCGUCUUUUGGCUUGCCGAUUUCCUAAUCUGGGCAUACCCUUGCCAUCGCUGGCUUCAAUAUUAAGGCCAAUACUUGGAGACCCAACAGACAGUCAAAGGCAUCCAGCCAAACCUGAAAAGGCCCUACCGGAGCCACCAUAUGCCGCCACUGGACUUGUAUUCGAGGAUCAGCAGCAACUCGUCAUCUCUGGGCAGGAUAUCGUCCUUGCGCAGCGCCGCCAUUACCUCCAACAACAACAAUUAGCUCAACAACAACGACUUCUCCUCGAGAAGCAGAAACAACUUGAGUUUCAAGAAGUAGAAUAUCGUCGUCGUCGGGAUUCGCACCAGGACUCAUCACCAUCAAAAAGAUCUACCGACAAUGGAUCCCCUCGAAGGUCUAGACGCCAGCUUACAGGACUUCGAUCUCCCACCAAGUCCAUCACUGCCACAACACUCAGCUCAUCGCAGCGAAGCAGCAAUGACAGAAGGGGAUCUCGCGGAGUCGGAGACCGCUUCCGCGAUGGCUUCUGGAGAGCUCCUCAGCAGGGCUUUAUGCACCGAGGGAUGAGCACGCUCAGAGAGAGCUCCCCUGAGCUGGAUGACAGUGAGGACGAUGGCGUCCUGGAGAGAGCCAUUCGGACGAGGCUGCCCAGGGGGAGUCAGAGUCCAGGCAAAGGCAGGAGUAUGAGCCCUGAGAAAACGGAUGAUCCCACAAUCCAGUUUCAGCUCCACGAGAAGACAAGCCCUUCAAGAGAGCUGAGCUUACACGAAGCGACACCAGAUAACUACAUCCGCUUUGCCGUCCGUGCCGAAGUUCAGCAUCGCACUGAACCCAUUGAGACAGCCAUCAACUUCAUGCGUGAUCACUACAAAGCUCUUACUAGGACAUGGUCAACAACUUUCACCACCAUCAUCAUUGCCUUCUUCUCUGUCUCCAUCUUCAAAUCUCUCUUACAGCCCGCUGCCCCACGUCCAGUUGGCGAUCUUGUGAAAGUUGCAGGACUAGCUCGCUCAUUCGAACCCCUCAUAUAUUACUCCGAGCAUGCUGUUUCCCAAGUACAUGAUCUACAGGCGACAAGCGUUGCUGUCUGGGAUCUCGGUGAGAGUGUACGUACAAGUGAAAUGCGCGAUGCUCCUAGAAUCGUGGCAGACCUAGAUGCUCUCAGUGAGACUAUGAAGACGUUGGCCAUAGAGAUGACCAAAUUCUUUGCUAGAGUCGAUGGCGACAUUGAUGGCAUCCUCAACGUCAUGGAUUGGGCCAAAAUGCACCUCAACCGCCUCAAAUCAUCCCCUUCCCCUUCAACUAUCUCCUCAGCUUACGACAACAUUCACAAUCUUCUCUCACAAGCACAUGUCCUUGAGGAUGCCUCCGGCUCUCCUACCACUCUUGGUCGUUUGGCCAGCCACAUAUUUGGCCUCUCAAAUCCGCAAAGGGAGCAACGCAUGGUGCAGCUCCUCUUCACCGAGUUUCUUUCUGUCCUUGAAGACUCCAUCCAAGCUGAGCUACAACAUAGCGUCACCCUAUUCGCCCUUUUCGAAGCUGUGGAUCAUCACUUCCUGAAUCUUGCCCGCACUGUUGUUCGCGAAUCGUCUGCUCAGGAAGAACUUCAUGCCGAUAUGCUUUCGAGCCUCUGGACGCGGCUCCUUGGAACAAGAUCUGCUGAAUUACGUAAAUUUGAACAGAAUCGUCUGCUAUUACGCGACGUCCGGGAAAAGACAGUGCGCAAUAAAGGCAUUCUUGUUGAACACAACGGCAAACUUUUAACUUUAAAAGCGUCCCUAGAAACUCUUCGCAGCAAACUCGUCUCGCCUCUUGUUCGCGGCGUCAACUCUACAACACUCACAUUGGAGGAUCAAAUUCGUGGUCUCAGCGAUGUGAGCGAUUACCUCGGUGAUGUCAGGAAACAGCAGAAGGGUAAAGUCAUGGAGACUCUGUUUGGUAGUGUACCCAGCAAAAAGUAUGCAAUCGAAGACAGGCCUGGCACUGUUGUCGUAAAUCCCCUCUAA
This is a messenger RNA of Fusarium fujikuroi IMI 58289, 2106 nucleotides long. RefSeq lists its product as uncharacterized. The transcript has 4 exons. The coding region runs from base 1 to 2106 and encodes 701 amino acids. The record is from RefSeq and is a predicted model, not a curated record. Lineage: Eukaryota; Fungi; Ascomycota; Sordariomycetes; Hypocreales; Nectriaceae.